Messenger RNA from Caenorhabditis briggsae, 3576 nucleotides. RefSeq names its product Protein CBR-NKCC-1 (gene Cbr-nkcc-1). Gene Ontology annotation, cellular component: membrane. Gene Ontology annotation, molecular function: sodium:potassium:chloride symporter activity. Gene Ontology annotation, biological process: sodium ion transmembrane transport; potassium ion homeostasis; potassium ion import across plasma membrane. The record is from RefSeq and is a predicted model, not a curated record. The coding region runs from base 1 to 3576 and encodes 1191 amino acids. The transcript has 15 exons. Lineage: Eukaryota; Metazoa; Nematoda; Chromadorea; Rhabditida; Rhabditidae.
AUGAAUGGAAAUGGGGAAAAUGGUGGAAAAUCCGAAGAGAAGCAGAAAUUGCUCGUCGUCACUGACGAGGUUGUCGAGAUGAAUCGCGUUUCAUCGGCCAGAUUUCAGGUCAGUAAAACCAAUGACGAGGAGAAUGGCGAGGAGAUGGUGCGUAAGCUGAAAAGUGGCAGCGAGCCGCCACCGCCCGUGGCUCAGGAGCACGUCACGAUGGUGACAAGGAAAAUGAGUGCGACAGGAAGAUUUAUGGUAAGGAAAAUGACAAAAAUAAACAAUUCGAGUCUUAAUAUUAGCAAAAUCGAUAUUUUCAGCCUAAAAUUACCCAAAAAAGUAACAUCAGACACAAAUCCGGGUCAACUCGUCGCCGAAAUCGCCAACGAACUUGACGUCAUCACUCCGCUGGAAGCUCCAGAACGUUCUCCGGCGUCCCGCGCCAAGGGUGUUCAUUUCUCAGUGGGAGAUAAGGAUUCCGGGAGUAUUUCCGAUGAAACAGAGGACCGGAAAAAGGAAAAAGACCAUAGUCACGAGAAUCAGACGACGUUUAAUAUGAAGAGUUGGAGGAAUAUGCGAACCAUCGAACAUCCGCCGAUUAUCGAUUUCUAUCGGAAUUCAAUCGAUACCGAUGCGGUCUUUAAUAGGCCAUCGAUGGCUCAGUUGAUUCAUGGAAAACAGCAUAAUGAGGAGGAUUUGGGGUUCGAGGAGCUGAAUGUGAGGGUUUGGGAGCGGAGCUUAACUGAAAAAAAAUUGAGAAAAAUCGAUUUUUUAAAAACUCGCUCCACUGAGAAAUUGCGCGAAAAAGUUCAUUUUUCAACAUUUUUCAAAUUUUCAAAAUGCAAGUUUGCUCUACUGAACAAUCAUGCCCAGAAGGCGCAGCCACACAGAGUGACCUGCGUCCUGUUAAUGGGCAUCGUUUUCAUCGGAUCGGAAUUCGAGUCGAAAAUGCAGCUGGGUCUUCUGGUUAUCCUUCUCGGAUCGAUCGCCAACUAUAUUUUCGGAUCGUUUUUCACGCCCAGCGAGCUGGCCAUCAAUCGAGGAGCGACUGGAUACAGUUUUGAUACGCUACAGUCCAACUUCCUGCCCCAUUUCACCGACAACAACACAUUCUUCUCCGUAUUCUCCGUCUAUUUCCCAGCCGCUACUGGAAUUAUGGCCGGCGCCAACAUUAGCGGAGAUUUGGCGAACCCACAGAGAUCCAUUCCAUUGGGAACACUUUUAGCCAUACUUGUUACCACAAUUGUGUACCUGGCUACGGUUUGGAUGACCGGUAGUACGGUAGUCGCGUUUUCGAAUGGAACCGAGCCAGCUUUGUUCAAUAAUUCAGUGUUUAUACCGCCCGAUUGUGCUCCAGACUGCCCAUUUGGCUUGGUUUCGUAUUAUCAGGUAGGCUCCGCCCCCUUUUUUGUGGGAAAAUUGAAGUUUUUUAAAAAGAAAUUGUACCACUGUACCAUUGUCACCAUAUACCAUUUUUUUCAGGUAGUCGAAAUGUCAUCAUUCUGGGGACCACUAAUCACUGCUGGAAUCUUCGCGGCGACCCUCUCAUCGGCUCUAGCGAGUCUCGUUAGUGCUCCAAAAGUGUUUCAAGCGGUUUGCAAGGAUCGUCUCUUCCCGAGAAUCGACUAUUUCGCGAAGACGUACGGAAAAAAUGAGGAACCCAAAAGAGCCUAUGUCCUUGGAUUUUUCUUGGCGCUGGGAAUUGUGGCGAUUGGAGACCUCAACGUCAUCGCCCCGAUCAUCUCAAACUUCUUCCUCGGCUCGUAUGCCUUGAUAAACUACGCGUGUUUCGACCAGUCGUUCGCCGAUUCGCCAGGUUUCCGCCCCGGUUUCACCUACUACAAUAUGUGGAUUUCGCUGAUCGGCGCGAUUCUCUGCGUCUUCGUGAUGUUCAUUAUCGAUUGGUUCUCGGCACUGGUCACUUUCUUCUGUUUCGGAGCCAUUUUCAUGUAUCUCCUUCAUCGGAAGCCGGAUGUCAAUUGGGGAUCAUCGACACAGGCGCACAGUUAUAAGAAUGCGCUUUCGGCGAUGAUUAAGCUUUCCACCACUGAGGAGCACGUCAAGAAUUACCGACCCCAAGUCCUUGUGCUAUCCGGAAAUCCAGCGUCCCGAUCGUGUUUAGUGGAUUUUGCCAAUAAUAUCACGAAAGGAAGCUCGCUGCUCGUUUGUGGACAAGUUGUGCCGUACGACCCAUCGGACCGUGUGCAUACCGUAAUCCGAAAACUGGACGACGUCGUGAGCAUCUGGAUGCGUAAACGUCAUCUGAAGGCGUUCUAUCGUGCCGUCGCCAACUCGUCGUUCCGAAAAGGCGCUCAAUCGUUGAUUCAACUGACUGGAAUCGCUAAAAUGAAGCCGAAUAUCGUUUUGGUUGGAUUCAAGUCGAAUUGGUAUAUGGGUGGACCCACGGAACAGAAUUUGAACGAAAUGAACGAGUAUUUUGGAACGAUUCAAGACGUUUUCGACUGGAACAUGGCCGUCUGUGUGCUCCGUAACGGUGGCGUCGGACUCGACUUCUCCGAAGCGAUGCGAAAUUUGAAUCUUGUGGAAUCGUCGUCGAAAAUCAACGUACCAAAUAUAGAAAACCAAGAAAAAGUGGAAAAAUCGACCAAUGGAAAUUUAUCCCCAGAAACGGUCCAUUUGAUCGAAAAGGACGAGACGGCACGGACCGAAAAAUCAGCGGAUGAUGCGUCUUCUCGACUAUCAUAUCGUGGCAGUUUCCGAAGUAUGGAGAUGUUUCAGCGGAUUAAUGCCUUUUAUAUUAAUGCAUCUAUCUCUAUCAAUGAAACUUAUGGAUCCGAAGAGAAUCCAGAUGACGAUGAUCACGAUCACGACGACGACGACGAUGACGUCGGGGAUUCUGGAGCCGACGACGACGAUGAGAGGCCGAAUAAGGAUGAUGACGUGGAGCUGGGUGUGAUGGAUCAUCAGGACACCGAGAAACGACAUUUUUCGUUGAGACGGAGAGGAUCCCGUCGUCACACCGUCGAACAGAAGGCGUUGCUGUCGUCGAUUCAACGUUUCCAGCGAAAAAUCAAGAAGGGUGUCAUCGACGUGUGGUGGCUGUACGAUGACGGAGGCCUGACACUCCUCAUCCCCCACCUCCUCUCCAUCCCAAAAUCCUACCUCGAAGGCGCACGUCUUCGCAUCUUCACAAUUUCCACGUCAUCUCGUACGAUGGAGCAGGAGCAACGUGGCAUGGCGGCGUUGUUGUCGAAAUUCCGAAUCGACUAUUCUGAUGUGUACGUCAUCGCCGACAUUGGCAAGAAGCCACGUCAGGAGACGAUGGCCACGUGGCAAAGUGUGAUCGAUCCGUUUACGGCGCCCGAUGGAAGCUGUCCGAUGGGAAUGACGACGAAAUCGGAGCUCAGUGCUCAAAGAGACAAGACUUAUCGACAGUUGAGAGCUGGAGAGCUGCUCCAGGAGCACUCGAUAAAGGCAGAUUUGAUUGUAAUGACCCUUCCCGUGCCACGAAAAGGAAUGGUCUCCUCAUCGCUCUACCUGUCUUGGCUGGAAGUGAUGACUCGAAAUCUGCCGCCAAUCCUGCUCGUUCGCGGAAAUCAACAAUCCGUGCUGACUUUUUAUUCUUAA